ACCCCACAUUUCCGCAGUGAAGCGACAUGCAGGAAGAUGGGAAUGUCAAUCCGGCCCUGCUUAUCGCAGUGAGACACACAGUGCCAACGCCCUCCACGUUUUUCGUCAAAUGCAAAAGCAAUGAAAAUGCCUGUGACAGCUCGGCUGUCGCCCCUGCAGGAGGUGGUGGCUGGUCGAGCAAAAAUGGCGGCGAGGAAGUAUUACACCCAAGAAGAAUGCAUCCGCAAGAUUGCGUUUGAACUCGGAGGCUGAGACUGAUCGCUCUCCAUCCAAUGUUGAAAAGGAUGACGGAUCAAAGAUGGCUGGUAGUGGGUCGCGAGAGCAGUCUCUCCAUCCUUGCGAGUCUAACAAACGCGGCAGAGCUGCAGGCAUCAGGUGCCCUUGUGAAUGCGGUAACUUCGACGACUCAUUAUGAUGUAUAGCCGUCAGACUUCCGUCAACACCCGGCAUACAGAAUAGCUGAGCUGAGCUGCAUGUCGAUAUUUGGCAUGUCCAUCCGCAUGUUCGCAGCCACAAGGAGUGGUUUUCGCCUUUGUGACA
This is a messenger RNA of Macroventuria anomochaeta, 540 nucleotides long. RefSeq lists its product as uncharacterized. NCBI's taxonomy places the organism in Eukaryota, Fungi, Ascomycota, Dothideomycetes, Pleosporales, Didymellaceae. The record is from RefSeq and is a predicted model, not a curated record. The transcript has a single exon. Bases 27 to 239 code for a protein of 70 amino acids.